GAAAGAAGCAUUGAAGAUCUUAAAGAUCGUUAUUAUGAUUCCAUCACCAGACUUUUAAAGGUACAGUAAACCUGGCAUUUUUGGGAACUACACACGUAAAAACGCACAAGUUGUACAGGUCUACAAACAAGUUGUUACAAAACUGUUCACAAGUUGUCGACUACAGUACUUGUGUUCGCACUACUUGUUUCCCAGUUGUAACAAGUUCGGAACAAGCUGUUAACAACUUGUAACAAGCUUGAUGAUUUAAUUAUCAGACUCGUUACAAAAUUGGUCUAACAAGUCUGAUACAGUCAUGAUAUAACAAAAAUGUUACAAGGUUGUUACACAAGGUUGUAACAAUAUUGUUAUAUCUUGACUGUAUCGGACUUGUUGGACAACUUUGCAACAUGUCUCAUGAUAAUACUGUAUUAAUUAACAAGGUUGUUACAGCUGUUAACCAGUUGUUCCAUACUUGUUGACAACUUGGGACAAGCAGUGCGAACACAACUUGUUGACGGCUUGUUGGCAGGCUUGCUAUACAAGAUGUGCGAUUUUUGCGUGUGUAGAAUGGUGAAAUAUGACUAAUAACUAGAAAAUACAUGCAUGCAGAAACCCUCGCCUUGCUCACAAAACCAUUGCAAUUUCCGAACAUGAAGAUGAUCUAAAGUAGUUGUCAUGGUAACACGAUAAUUUUUAAGAAUAUUCUUACAAAUGAAACAUUGCCUAAAAAUAUCACUUUUAAUUACAAAAUUAUCAAUUUACCAACAUAUAUAUGUUAGGUAUGUUGUUAUACGUAAUAUAAGCUUCAAUUUAAGGUAAAAUUCAACCACAAACGCUUCGCAAAACGUUUUAAAGUGUUCUUUAUAAAACUAACUAAAUUGCGUUUAUUAAUUAAAUGGCUUUAUCGAUAAACUUUGAGUUUGCAAUAAAAUGAUUUCAAAUUUCUCGCAUGCAAAUUACUUUGCUAACUUUUUUAUUUAAAAAAUUCAAUAUAAUAAAAAUGGGAAUCAAUAUUAAAGAUACACUGAAAUUAUAUACUGUCUUGUUUAGUUGUUUCAUAUACGCAAAGGCCGUCGGGUUUUAAAACCAUUAUAAAAUCAAUAUUUAAAACAAACUUACCUUCGUUAACGUCGGCUCCCUUCUUUUAGCCGAUUCUUUUGGGGGUUUCUUUCUGAGAGAGCUUUUGAAAUUUACAAAAUCUUGCAAAAAUGCGAGCAAAAAUGAAAUAUAUUUGCAUGAAAUUUAUCAAUCAUCAAAUAAAGAAAUGUUUGUUAUUUCGCUGUCGUCAUGCAGUCGUUAUAAUGCAAACUUUAAAUUGGACCAAUCAGUGUUCGCUAUUCAUGACAGUCCGCCACAUAUUUUGAAAUCAGUAAGGAUGACCACCCACCGAAACAUCGUUGGUGAGCCACGCCCGCGAUAUUUGGUGAACUUUAGACUUCGCUAAUGCUUUCGUUUUCCCGGGUGUAAAUAGCCGGGGGGAAUUAGUACCCUCGCACGGCGCUUCGCGCCGUCGGCUCGGGGAUGAUAGGUCUGACUUCAUGAAAUCUGACUGCUUGAUUCUCGCAUGUCCAAAUUUCCCUUAGGGACGUUCACCGGCAGGAACCGAACCAGAAAAUCUCCCAACAUCUUAUGAUGCAGAACACGAGAAAACCCGCAAGAAACAACUCUUGCAAUUAUUUAACAGAACUCCCGAGCAGGUGAGAUCAUAACUCAAACAAAAGAAAGUAUUCGUGGGUUUCAUAUGACGUCAUGUGGGGGUCAAGGGUCUGUAUCAAGAUAUAGGAGAUCUGUAGGAGAUCUGCUGUUUAUAACAGAAUCGAAUUGAAAGAACAUUUUCCACUGACGACAGAGAAAAUUAUAAUUAUACAACAACAGUAACUGAAUCCCCAUGAGUGGUGAUAAGUGAGUAUCCAGAGUGGAGCUGUGCGGUUCCAGAAAUUUCAUCCCGGUUUCGGUCUUUUGGGGGCAAAAGAACCUCGGUUCUUUCCUCAAAAAAUUGUAAACAACUCCCAACAAGUUAAAUGAAAAAAGCAUCUCCAUUGAUUAUGGGAUAGACUGGAGAAAUAGAUAUAUUCUGAAAAUAAAGAAAUUUUUCUUUAGCAUUUUGCAGUUUUUUCGACACGAAGCGGCGACAUGUGGGGGAUCCGAAACUACCAGUUCUUUUGCGCAUGCUCGGUGCCGACUUCCGGUGCCAAAAUAAGUACCGAAACCGACCAAAUAUUUCGAUUAACCACACAGCUCUAACCCGGAGAAACUUUAUUUAAAAGCUGCAUUCUUAUGUGGAUUGUUUCUUUCUAGAUCCAAGAAGAAGAAUAUUUAUUGGCUGAGCUAAAGAAAAUUGAAAUUCGUAAAAAGGAAAGAGAAAGAAGACAGCAAGAUUUGCAAAAACUCAUCACAGCCGCUGAGAGUACGACUGAGGCGAGGUUAGUUAUACAGCCUAACUUACAUCAGUGUUGUCCACAUGCAGGUAUACUCAGUAAAACAUGUGGUGUAUCAGUUAUGCGAUGAUUUGGAGGUAAAUAGUAUAAAUCAAAAGCCUUAGGUAUCCAAUGCAAAGAGAGCAACUCUGUUCCCAAUAUAGGCUAGCUGCAGCCCACCCGUGUUAUUCCUGUAUCUGGAAAACCAAUGGCAUACUCACGUUUUCUCAUUUUGUUGUGCUGACUGUAUACAUGUACAAGUACAUGAUUGCUUAAUGUAAAUACGUUUUAUACGGGGAAUUUACAUUAAACUCUUAUUUCCACUGUUAGAAAUCAAGAAAAAGGUCGACCUAGUAAUCAGAAUAAGAAGAAACAAACGAAAAAGAAAGAAGCGGUGGUUGAGAAACCUGCCAAGGUAUUUGACAUCAAAUCGUUAACUUUGAUAACCUCCUGUGUAUGACAAAAUCCUUUACCAACAGACAAUUUCGCGAAACAUAAGAUGAAACACAUUCCAAUAUUAACAUCUUGUAAACUUACUAUUCGAUCUAUUUAAACAAGGUGUGUGUCAUCUGUAUAUAUGAUAGCCCAUUAGUUAUUGUUAUCGUAUUUUUGUUUAUAUUCGUUUUACUGACGUAUAGUUCGUUUCAUGGUGCACCACAGUCACUCUUCUGAUAAAAGGCCUUCUCUCAAAGUGUCGAUAAGUACUUACUGGUAUACUACUCUUAACAACUGAGUUGUUGACGUCUUUGAUUUUCUCAAACAAACAGCCCCUCUCUAUCAGAAAAAUUAGGAGGAAAAGUUACCCUAUUCUUUCAUCAUCCCCGCUUUGUUGUCCCAACAGUUUAAUGAAGUAAGAUAUGUUAAAAUUCGUGGCACCUCUUCUUAGUCAUUGUUCGUCCACACUUUGGAUACGCAACCCAGAUUUGUCCCCACAAUCAAUGUAUUGAGCUCAUCAUGCGAGCCAAGAGAGUCCAACGACGUAUGUUUAAUCUGCCAUUCCAGACUAAUAUACCUUCUAAGGAACGUUUAAAUUCCCUCCGUGUACAGUACAUCCUCUUUCAUACUGGGACGAAUCCUUGAGCUGGUACUUAAUUCUCUACAAGAUCGUUCACAUCCUUAUAGAGAUCGAUCCAGACCUCAAGUGAACUCAUGUUUUAGCUAGACGAACCCGUGUCACUUCUAAACUCAACUUACUAUAUGCAGUACGUUUAAUCGAAGAGAUUCAAAACUGGAACUUUCCCACGCUCAUUUUUCCAAUAACCAUUCAGAAUUUCAAUUUGGAAUAAGCUACCGGAGAACACGCGCCAUAUAAAUACAAUGUUAGCACGCUUUGGAACUAUGCUGCUACAGUACUAUCAUGAUACAGCUUUAGUGACAUACUUCACGACACAAUAUCUUGUUGCAGUUAAUAUUUUUAUUUAUGGGAAGUAAUUGGUUAAAUUGAAUAAACAAAAACACCUUACUUUUAGAUUAUGGAUUUAUGGUCUCAACAAGGCAGCUUAUCUUAGGCCUUUCCUAGAGCUGUUUUAAAACAUAUUGCACAUUGAAUACUGUUGUUAUAUUUCAGAUUGAGGGAGCUGGAAUCAAGUUUCCAGAAAACAAAGCAGCGGGAGUUUCUCUUCGUAGUUCCCGAGUAAGUUAUAUGUUCAUAUAAGUAAUUCUUUAAAUUAAGUAAAAAACAGAAAUUAUACUUUUUAAUUUAGCUGCAUUACAGCAACGUCGUUUUUAGAGGUCUCUAUGACUGAUGUUAAUUACACCAUAUCUUAAAUACUUCAUGUAUUGUAUUCAUUCUAGCUCAAAAUGCCAAAUUCAGUUGGUACGAAGAAGUCGAAAGCUGUCGAAAUGUUACUGGAUGAACUUAGAGUUGGUAUGUAUAUCAUAUAUUUGUUUUAAAUUCCGUGUUGAGCCACCUUAACAACAAUUGCUUUGUUUUUUUGUAGAACUGAUUCCUAUGCCAACAGAGGAAAUAUGCAAGAAAUUCAACGAAUUAAGGUAAAAAUAUUUUCUUUAACUUCUCUAACGGAAUGAUGAGCAAUUUACUAAAAUCAUGUAUUUUUGCUUAAUUUAGAAAUGACAUCAUUCUUCUUUAUGAUCUGAAGCAAGCGUCUACAAAUUGUGAAUUUGAAUUACAAUCUUUAAGGUACGUUCGGACAUGCUGUCAUUACUCUGUAUGGAAUUUGUUGUAGUUUCGUAUUGCUUCUCAUUUAUACCUUUAAUCAGUGUUAUUUGGUCCCUUAAAAGUAAAUCACAUUUUAAUUAAUAGUGGUAGUAUAUCAUGUUUCAACAGUAUAUUGCUUAUUUUUAGACACAGAUAUGAGACACUCGUGCCUGGCAAAGAUAUAGCAGAAACAGGUAUGUAUAAUAACUUCAUAUUUUAAUAUAACGUUAAAACUUUGGUUUGUCAUAUGCUUACAGUAUCAUAAUGACAGAUCAUCAUUAUCAUCAUUAUCAAUUGUGGUCAUAAUUAUCGUAAUACAGUAGUAGCAUGCGUUCUUGGGGGGUCGAUAAGGAAUCAAUGGAUGUGUCAAAAUCUAGUAAGAUUGUCACACCAGAAAUCAUCGUAUGCGCAUCUUAAGAUGCGCAUACGAUGAAGAGUAAUGCGUGUCUUCUUAUGUUUGGACGCGCAUGUAUCGUGGCGUUACAUUGUAUUAGUUUAGUUCCUGAACACUAGGAUAGAACUAACGACUUUGCACACAAAAGGAAACUCUAUACGGUUCAUUACGAUAUGGGUGAAGUAGAAAGCCAAAGUUAUGUCCAAGUGGGAUUUUAACCUUGACCUGUAAUAAGGAAAUCUAUUGGCUCUCUCCAUGCACUCAUCGCAAAAUAAACUCGCAAGCCCGAGUUGACUCUUGUGAUGAAUGGAAAGAGGCUUAAGGGCAAAUUAUUAAUUUUGUAUGUAUUGGACUUCUUUCUUUAUUUUUUCGCUUUAGUUCCAUCUUCUAUCGCAGCUUUGAGUGGAGUGAGUAUAUCUUUAUUUUAUGCAUGGAAACCAAGAUAGUGCUUUACACUUGGAUUUACAGAUUUAAAUUUGACAAGCGCAGCAAAAUAUUGCAUAUUUUACCACAAUAGACUGGUCUUAAAUGCAUGCAGUACAAAGUAUGCACGCAUGCCUCCAACAGACUACAACAUCUAUACAUGCAUCCAACUGGACAAAACCUAACCCUGAUCCUAACGUCUGACUGGACACAAUAAUAAGCAUACAUAGAUUCAGGUUGUCCUACGACCGUUUGAAGAAUUGAAGUACCUCAUAAAUUCGUGUAGUCUGAACCGCGGGCUUUGCCAAAAUUCACAGCCACAGGUGCUUUAAAAGUAUAGCUACCACUAACCCUGACCUUCGAAAGAAAACGACGACUGGGACCCAGGCAAUUAUGCGCUGUUCUCGCGUCGUCAUGAUAAUGCCUUUUGAGUAAAAGCUAUAUAUGCCUAGACUGGUAUAGCCUGUAGGGAAUGUUAAGUGGGCGAUAUUUAGUAAACAUGUCUUUAAUAUUUUAAAAACCUAACUUAACGUGUACUGUAUUCUCAAUCUAUAGAUAACUCCGUCAACCACAGGCAGUGCAACGCCACUGAUUGACAACGUAAUUGCUCCUUUGGCAGCCGCAAAUGCCGUAAGUUUUCGUUUUCUUAUUUCCAGUAAUUUCCUGAAGGUAAUGCGUUUUCCUAAAUCUUCGCGAACUGCGAGCCAGUAAUUUGAGAAUGUGUAUAAAGCCAUUUAAAGGUGAAACCAUACAGUAAGUACGACAAAAUCGUGGCUACAACCUGUCUAAUCACUUUACUGUUGGGUAAAUCUCUUCAACCUUGUUCUGUUUAAUGCUGCACGUGGUCCUCGCCGUGUGCAGAGGUACAACGCCGAAGUGAAAGAGCCUAAUGGCACAAUCUGCAGACAUGCAUGUUUCGGCGUCCUAUAAACUUGCCCCAAGUCUCUCUCAAAUGGGUUUUGAUAGGGUAUAUCCAGUUUAUUAUGAGAUCAGUUUUGAACUCUCCGUUUCAAGUUCAAAACUGAUCUCAUAAUAAACUGGAUAUACCCUAUCAAAACCCAUUCGAGGGAGACUUGGGGCAAGUCUAGGCGUCCUACGCCUCAUCAGUGCAGCUUGGUACACAUCUAAACACCGGUUCAUGCAUGAACUGGGCCUACAGUUGCAUUUUUCGCAGCUGAGUGCUUCUCGUUAGAUCUAAAACAUGUACAAUAAUUAGACCACUGAUUUACACUUGAACUUUCCAACUACAAAACCAUGUUUGCCAAGUGGCCAACCUCGCUAGGACUUUGAGUCCUUUCGUUAGCCUCUCAUCAUGCAAGUUACUCAAAUUGUUUGUGAUCACUUUCACUUUGUAUUAUUCAUAUGCGCUAAUAUGUUGUUAAUAAUUAACUUCAUGAAAUUUUCUAAAUAAAUAAAUAUGCAACAGAAGCUAAUUUGAAUUGUUACUUGCACGCAUAAGUUACAAAAGAUGAUCAGUUGUUGUUAUUACUUCGUGCUACGUUAGCUGGUACAGCAGUUAUUCGGGUUAACUCGAUGCUGUGGUAGUUUAUGCUCACAUAAUUUAAUAUUUUGCUCUAUAUUCUUGGCAAGGCAGUUCAUGUAAUAAACAGCAUCAGUUACAUAGUGUAUAUUCAUGUCAAAUCAUUUUGUUCAUUGUAGAGAAAACGUCGAAGUGUCCCUCAGUUUAUGGACCAAAAUCCUCUAAAGAAAAAGAAGACCUGA
Messenger RNA from Paramuricea clavata, 7096 nucleotides. NCBI's taxonomy places the organism in Eukaryota, Metazoa, Cnidaria, Anthozoa, Malacalcyonacea, Plexauridae. The record is from the annotation of a GenBank genome assembly.